Messenger RNA from Ahaetulla prasina, 2062 nucleotides. RefSeq names its product histone H2A-IV-like. Gene Ontology annotation, molecular function: protein heterodimerization activity; structural constituent of chromatin; DNA binding. Gene Ontology annotation, cellular component: nucleosome. The transcript has a single exon. Lineage: Eukaryota; Metazoa; Chordata; Lepidosauria; Squamata; Colubridae. The coding region runs from base 771 to 1160 and encodes 129 amino acids. The record is from RefSeq and is a predicted model, not a curated record.
GAACCUCUGGACCGCAGUGGCUGAGGAAAUACGCUCGCUUCCUGUUGUCUGAGACUCCUUGGAGUUCGUUUGCUUUGAGGAAACGCUCGAAACGAGCCAUGUAUGACCCCCAUUCUUCCUUAGCUGGGUCGAAUGGCGCCGGCGGUGUGUAGCUGGACAUUGCUGCUUUCCGCCCCUUGCUUGCUGGGUUCGCGUUUUUCUGGUGACUUCAGCUUUUUUCCUGGCGCUCUUAGCCUUGAGAUCCCACCUUCGUCGCCAGUGUUAGAUUCAGGCAAUAACGAGGCAGGAGACCAGGGUAGUGACAACAACUCUUUACUAUAUGGUGAACCCAGCAGCUCGGGCUGGGAAAACCCUCUCUUUAUAUACAGUUUAGCCGGAGGCUUCAUCCAAUCAGCAACGUGCUUUUUCCCCCGCUCAGUUUUCCCUCCACAACUUUUAAAGAUACAUUACAAUACCCCACAAAAAACCCCACAAAACUAGCCCCAAAAAUUAUGAAGACAAAAGUCGCUUCAAAGGAGGCUUCUGAUUGGAGGGAAUAAAAUCAUCCCGCGCACCCGACUGAGUUUAAAAAAACCCAACAACAAUAACAACAACACGUUCCGAUUGGCUGAAAGAACGACGUCCCUAUUGGGCCAACCAAACCAGCGCCAGCCAAUCCGAAAAGGCCGCUGGAAACCCCAGGAGUAAAUAAAUAGACCGGUUGGAGCGCUCGCUUGCCAGCAGUUCGUUCUGUGCUAUUUCAGCGAAAGGAAGCGAGCGAUUGAGCGAUCAUGUCUGGACGCGGCAAGCAAGGCGGCAAGACCCGGGCGAAGGCCAAGACUCGUUCUUCUCGCGCCGGACUGCAGUUCCCCGUGGGCCGAGUCCAUCGGCUGCUUCGGAAGGGCAACUACGCCGAGCGGGUGGGCGCCGGCGCUCCAGUGUACCUGGCCGCAGUGCUGGAGUAUUUGACGGCCGAGAUCUUGGAGCUGGCGGGCAACGCGGCGCGGGAUAACAAGAAGACGCGGAUCAUCCCGCGUCACUUGCAGCUGGCCAUCCGCAACGACGAAGAACUGAACAAGCUGCUGGGCCGGGUCACCAUCGCCCAGGGCGGCGUCCUGCCCAACAUCCAGGCCGUCUUGCUUCCCAAGAAGACCGAGAGCCACAAAGCCAAGGCGAAAUAAAUGAACGUGUCCCCACGUUCUCUCGGCUAGAAAUUGGAAAAAAAAAAUUAUUGCAAAGGCUCUUUUAAGAGCCACCCACAAACUCACAAAAAAAAGCUGAUUUUUCCAUUCUUUUAUUUACCUCGUACAAUAUUAGCGAAAUAUUGGGCGAAGGAAUUCAUUAGGUUACAAUGAUGGAAAGUUUUGGAGGUGCUGCUUUAACUCUAAAAAUAAAAGACACCCCAAAUUUUAGCCUGCGGCUCAUAAAUUAGUUCCAGAAUCUUUUGCGUUCACCGCUUUAUUAAGGAUUUUGGGGUAGAGAGUUGGAUUAGAAGACCUCCGAUAGUCCCUUCUAGUCCAAUGAUUGCACGUUUAACUCGUGAAUUGAUUUAUAGGCAACAUUCCAUACGUUUAUUGCGUUAUACAGCAUUCCACUUUGCUGCCUGGCCAAGUUUUUUCAGAAAUAAAUGCAUAAUUUUCAUAAUAAAUGCAUGUGCUUUUCUAUUAUUAAAUGUAGAUGUCAUUUUAUCCCUAUCAAGCGAGUCUCGCAGGCCAAAGUGACUAGCAUCACGGUUAAUUUAUAUUUUUUAUAAAACUCGUUAUCGAUUUUUAACUUGGAACAUUUUAAUGUCUUCCUUUUAAAGCUCGACGGGACGGGGCGUUUUAUUCGUAAACCGCUGAGAUUGUAAAAGCAAAGCAUCUUAUUUUUGUAAAAAGUUACCCCUGAAGAGGCUGACUUGCCAGAAUAAAAAUGUUAAGUGUUAUAGCACUCAAUGUAUUAAAAUGCUAUAGUGUUAUAUAUGUAAAUAUAUAUAUGCUGGCAAUCCUUAUGAUUUACAUUGAUAUAUUGAUCAUCAAUUGUGUUGUAAAUGUUGUACCUUGAUGAACCUAUCUUUUCUUUUAUGUACACUGAGAGCAUCUGC